CAUUUUGCUGUGUUUUCCCUUUGGUUUCACCACCACCACUCUUCGCUUCUCCACUCCACUUCCCUCUCUCCUCGUACGGGCGGAGCUCGGGAGAACGACGUCGUAUUCAACAACGAGGAGGAAUCGUCAAAUCUCGAUUACCCAAAAUAUUGGAUUUCUUCUCUUCUGCUUCGCUCGCAGGCGCUUUUUCCUCGUCGUCUUCGUCUCUCAGUGUAAAUAAGGGUAACGACGUCGUAGAAGAAGAAGAAGAAGUAGAAGGGAAGAUGAGCAGCAUGGAUUCGGUGCCGUCGAGCGCUGCUCACGGGAAUCUCGAUGAGCAGAUUGCUCAGCUCAUGCAGUGCAAACCCUUGUCAGAGCAAGAGGUGAGGGUGCUUUGUGAGAAAGCGAAAGAGAUUCUGAUGGAUGAGAGCAAUGUACAGCCUGUGAAAAGCCCUGUGACUAUAUGUGGCGAUAUUCAUGGGCAGUUCCAUGAUCUUGCUGAGCUUUUCCGGAUCGGUGGGAAGUGCCCAGAUACCAAUUAUUUGUUCAUGGGAGAUUAUGUGGAUCGUGGAUACUACUCUGUUGAGACGGUUACGCUGUUAGUGGCUCUCAAGGUUCGUUAUCCACAAAGAAUUACAAUUUUGAGGGGAAAUCAUGAGAGUCGCCAGAUUACUCAAGUUUAUGGAUUUUACGACGAAUGCUUAAGGAAAUAUGGUAAUGCCAAUGUCUGGAAGACUUUCACAGAUCUGUUCGACUAUUUUCCACUUACAGCAUUGGUGGAGUCUGAAAUAUUUUGUCUCCAUGGUGGUUUGUCUCCAUCUAUUGAAACUCUUGAUAAUAUCCGUAAUUUUGAUCGUGUACAAGAAGUUCCACAUGAAGGGCCAAUGUGUGAUCUUCUAUGGUCUGAUCCUGACGAUCGUUGCGGUUGGGGUAUAUCACCUAGGGGUGCAGGAUAUACAUUUGGCCAAGACAUAUCAGAGCAAUUUAACCAUACUAACAGCUUGAAGCUUAUUGCUAGAGCACACCAGCUGGUUAUGGAUGGAUAUAACUGGGCUCAUGACCAGAAGGUGGUUACCAUAUUCAGUGCUCCUAAUUAUUGUUACCGAUGUGGAAAUAUGGCGUCCAUACUGGAAGUUGAUGACGGCAACAAAGGGCACACUUUUAUUCAGUUUGAGCCAGCUCCGAGGAGAGGUGAGCCAGACGUAACCCGAAGAACACCAGAUUACUUUCUAUGAACUACAAGGUGACGUUGCACAUCAGAUGAGUCUCCUACGAAUGGCUGUUUAGGAAUUGAAUUGACGGUUAUAAUUUUGCUAUGGUGAUGGUGGGGAUGACAUAAAGCAUGUAGAAAUGGCAGAUGAAGGUUUUUAAUUCUGUUAUGUAGUAGUCUUACAGAGAUACAAUGAAAUGAAGUAAUUGAAGAUGGCGAGACAACAUUGCUGCUUGCUUAGCUUGUACCAUUCAUGCAAAGCUUGGUUUUGUUCUUUCUUCUUGCAUAUUUUUGUUGUUUAUUGUAGUAGAAGGAUAGAAGGAAUGAAGGAAUGAUCAUUUUCUCAAUAUUUUUUUGUCAUUAUUUUUUCCCUUUGUGGUUGCAUUCUGUAGAGGGAGGAAUAUUAUUAGCUUGUCUUAAAUUCAGUUUGUUUAAUCAUUUGCUUUUUU
Molecule: messenger RNA, 1638 nt
Organism: Ipomoea nil (Japanese morning glory)
Lineage: Eukaryota; Viridiplantae; Streptophyta; Magnoliopsida; Solanales; Convolvulaceae
Product: serine/threonine-protein phosphatase PP2A catalytic subunit-like
Exons: 11
Coding region: 264-1214 (316 amino acids)
Biological process (GO): mitotic cell cycle; peptidyl-serine dephosphorylation
Cellular component (GO): cytosol
Molecular function (GO): protein serine/threonine phosphatase activity
Source: RefSeq, a predicted model, not a curated record